Molecule: messenger RNA, 3591 nt
Organism: Mesocestoides corti
Lineage: Eukaryota; Metazoa; Platyhelminthes; Cestoda; Cyclophyllidea; Mesocestoididae
Source: the annotation of a GenBank genome assembly
GCAGUUUGGAAAACGGGUGUAAAAUCAUCAUCGCGUGGAAGCUACCCAACCCAGUGCGAGUGGACUUGGAAAGAAACGCAACCAGGGCACAUCAAAGGCGACAAGUCAGGCUCCAUCAGCUACGGCAAAUUUAAUUUGGGACCAGCAAAACAACACGUGUACAAAAAGACCCUCCAAGCCCUACUCUACCCUAUCUCCAGCGACACCCCGCACAAAUUCCAGGUUUGGAGUGCCACCGGCCCCACGUACUGCUACGAAUGCGAGGGAAUGCUCUGGGGUCUGGCGCGACAGGGUCUGCGCUGCACGGAGUGUGGGGUGAAGUGCCACGAGAAGUGCCGAGAACUCCUUAAUGCAGACUGCCUCCAGCGCGCGGCCGAGAAGUCGAUUAAACACGGGGCCGAGGACCGGACGCAGAGCAUAAAGCAGGCCAUGUCAGCACUGAUGCACCAGAGAGUGCAGGACAAGCCCGAACUCUUCGAUCUUGUUGCGAAGGUCUUCAAGGUGACUGAUGCCCACAAGCAGAACCUUCAGCAAGCCCAGAAGAGCAUUUUAGACGGUACCAGUCAGUGGUCGGCCAAAAUUGCCAUCACUGUGAAAUGCGCCCAAGGUCUCAUUGGGAAGGAUAAGACCGGCACCAGCGACCCCUACGUCACCGUUCAGGUAGGCAAGGUGAAGAAGCGGACCAAGACCGUACCGCAGGAGCUGAAUCCAGUGUGGAAUGAAAAAUUCUACUUUGAGUGUCACAACGGCACUGAUCGAAUCAAGAUACGCGUUUGGGACGAGGAUAAUGACUUGCGCUCAAAAUUGCGCUCCAAACUGACUUCCGAAUCGGACGAUUUUCUCGGCCAAACCAUUAUCGACGUCCGAACGCUUUCGGGUGAAAUGGACGUCUGGUAUAACCUGGAGAAACGAACAGACAAGAGCGCGGUGUCCGGGGCGAUUAGACUGCACAUCUCUGUUGAGAUCAAAGGCGAAGAGAAAGUUGCACCCUACCAUGUCCAGUACACGUGUCUACACGAGACAAACAAGAAAAACGGGGAGCCGGAAGUCAAGAUUCCAAAGGUUAAAGGGGACGACAGUUGGAAAGUCUACUUUGAUUCGCCAGCACAGGAAAUUAUUACAGAAUUUGCGAUUCGCUAUGGAAUUGAAACGAUGUACCAGGCAAUGACUCAUUUCUCUUGUUUGACGACCAAGUUCAUGUGCACCAAGGUGCCUGCAACCAUGUCGUGCCUGCUUGCCAACAUCAACGCCUUCUACGCCCACACCUCAGCCUCAGGCAACCAGACCGCCUCGGAAAGAUUCAGUGCCAGCAACUUUGGGAAAGAAAAAUUCGUCAAGUUGCUCGACCAACUGCAUAAUUCGUUACGCAUCAGUCUAUCCAUGUACAGAAAUUGUUUCCCAGCUUCCCAACCGGACAAACUUCAGGAUCUCAAAUCGACGGUCGAUCUUCUCACCAGCAUAACUUUCUUCCGUAUGAAGGUUCAGGAGCUGACAAGUCCACCUCGGGCCAGCCAAGUGGUGAAGGAGUGCGCACAAGCGUGCAUGCACACCACCUACCAGUUCCUCUACGACAACGAGAAGGUUUCAACCGAUGAACCUGGGCCAUCUCUGAAAUCCCUUGACUUCUGGCAUCGACUGAUCGCUCUUCUGGUUUCUGUGAUUGAGGAGGACAAGACGACCUACGCGGCUGUCAUCAAUCAGUUUCCGCAGGAGGCGAACAUGGGCCUCAUCAGUGCGUACUGCAUGUGGACGCGCCUCUCAGAAGACCUUUCCGCGGCCCUCGAACAACACGCAGCCGCCUCCAACCGCUACUGCAAGACCUCUGACUACAUGAAUCUCUGCUUCAAAGUCAAGUGGUUCUACAACACGCACAUCGCAGAGGUUCCGGAGCUCAAGUCUGUCGUUCCGGCGUAUCCAAGUUGGUUUGAGCCGUUUGUGAUGCAGUGGUUGAAUGAGAACGACGAGAUCUCGAUGGACUACCUGCGUAACGCGUACCAACGCGACAAAAAAGACGGUUUCCAUCGCUCCAGCGGUCAAGCCCUGUUCUCCAACUCAGUCGUGGACGUCUUCACCCAGCUGAACCAGUGCUUUGACAUCAUGAAAAAAUUAGAGUGUCCUGAUCCGGUUGUGAACGAUCGCUUCUUGAACCGAUUUUCACAGACGGUCGGCAAAGUCCUCCUAACCUACGCCGAGGUGGUGAAGGCCGAUUUCGGACACUGGGUCGAGUUCCAGGAGACAGCCUGCAUCCUGAUGAACAACAUUCAGCAGUGCCGUGUGCAACUGGAGAAGGUAUACGAGGCCAUGGGUGGCGAUCAGAACCUCAAAGAGUACACGCGGGAGGUCAUGCAUGACCUUCAGCAGAUGCUCAACGACGUGAUUGAUGAAAUGGCAGAGCGCUACUCCGUUGCUCUUCGUCCGCAGAUCCUGGCUAAAGUCAAGGAGGUCAACAAGCUGUUGCAUCAGGUGAGCUUGUGUGAGAAAGAACUCACGAAGGCUACGAGUUUUCAAUCGGAGGCGGACCUUAUCCUCCGGCCCCUGAUGGAUCACUUCGAAUCCUCUUUGUCCGUUUAUGCGGACAUUUGUGAGAAAACUGUUUUAAAGAGAAUCCUCAAGGAACUCUGGAAAAUUACCAUGUACACCUUUGAGAAGCAGGUGGUUCUGCCUCCCGUGUCAGAUCCGAGUGCCCUAUUCCUUAAUCUUUCCAUCCCCGUUUCCCAGACCCUGCUAAGCAAUGUCAGUAGCCAGCUGCCGAAUAACAAGCUUCUCCAGGAAAUGUCCAAGGAGAGUGCUAACUUAACACUGCGAAAUCUGACUCCACGCCACUGCCAAAUCCUGGACAUCGCCUUGGACGCCAUCAAGAGCUACUUCCAUGCCGGGGGCAGUGGCUUGAAGAACAGCUAUUUGGAAAAUUCGCCGGAGUUUCAGUCACUACAGUACAUCCUCUCGUUGUACACCCAAACAACAGACGCACUGAUCAAAAAUUUCGUCUUCACGCAAAAGUCACAAGAUAAACCCGCCGUGGAGAAUAGCGUUGGAGAACUUUCAAUCCAGGUGGAUCUCUUCCGACACCCUUCCAACGGGGAACACAAAGUCACCGUCUCAAUCUUAUCGGCGAACAACCUGAAAUGGCAGACAAGCGGUACCUUCCGUCCGUUCGUUGAGGUCUACAUCCUCGGACCGCUGCUCGCGGACAAGAAACGCAAGUUCGCGACCAAGUCCAAGACGGGUGUCUGGUCGCCGACCUUCAACGAGUCCUUCAAGCUAAACGGCGGUUUUUUUUUAUUUUUUACUCGUAACCCCGACUCGUACGAGCUGCACCUCUGCGCGAAGGACUACUGCUUCGGUAGGUCGGAUCGCUUGAUCGGACUGACGGUGCUGCAGUUCGGCUCGUGCGCGUGUUGGUGCGCGCUGGGCAGUCGGCUGAACCUGGACGACACCGGCUGGACCAUUCUGCGCAUCCUCUCCCAACGACCCUCGGACGAAGUGGCCCGGGAGUUCGUGCGGCUGAAAUCCGAGGUGCGAGGCCAAGACGACUCCGUCGCCAAGACCACUGGGUCGGCGCCGUCUACCCUGCGACGCGGCAAAUCCUAG